AUGCGGAGCAAGCGUGCCAGCAUUUUCGCAAUGGGCUGGCUGGCAGCGGUGCUGGCCACAGUGAACCUCGAAAUCGUCACGAUAGUCACCCCGCCCCUUCUUCCGAUGUCAAGGGAAGGCCUUCUUCGUGCCGCUUGUACCCGCCCAAGACCCAUGCCACCGCCUGAUGAGAAGCCCAUGGAAGGCAAGAGGUACAUGGCAGCAGUGUCCGAUGUACUUAUUAGGCAGGUCUCACAGCCCGUCACCUUUCAUCGUGCCGAGUAUCUCUCCAAAGUGAUCACACACCUCCCAGAGGAGGGCAUGAGACAUGGCCAGCAAUUUCCAUGUGAACACCUGCUUUUCGCGGGCGGAAAGUGCGCAUCCAUCUGGAACACGCACGACCCAGUAGGGACAGAUUAUUCAAGCUCGUCGUGGAUCGGGGCAUUGCUGUCAUUUGUCGCGCAGUACCUGCAUAGCGACAAGUUUGACAGAGCUAACACGAGCGAGAUCAUGGCCAUUCGGGUGGUUUUGAAUGACCUUCAAAAACAACUGGACUUCGCUUGUCGAGAUUGCAGCAUCGCAGAUGGCACAACAGCUCUUCCAGUCCAAGUCGAGCUGUUCAUUCACGCAUGCUUCUUCUCUCUCUGCGCAGCAGCAGUCAGUGGCGGCCUGUCAGCUGUUUGUGCCAGACACAUGCUUCAGCAGUAUCACGCUGACUUUGCGAGAUACAGAAACUUGGAUGUCUUCCUCAUUGGUGCAUGCAUUGCCUUUACGAGUGUUGGCUGCCUCGACAGUUUGAGCCUUGUGAACCUGCACGACACUGUGCGUGUAAUCCUGCAGGGCUUCGUCGCAGGCAGUGCAGGUUUUGUGGCCGCGGCAGAACGACUUCGGCAAUGA
Symbiodinium natans is the source of this 876-nucleotide messenger RNA. NCBI's taxonomy places the organism in Eukaryota, Dinophyceae, Suessiales, Symbiodiniaceae. The record is from the annotation of a GenBank genome assembly.